Penicillium soppii is the source of this 237-nucleotide messenger RNA. RefSeq lists its product as uncharacterized. NCBI's taxonomy places the organism in Eukaryota, Fungi, Ascomycota, Eurotiomycetes, Eurotiales, Aspergillaceae. The transcript is spliced from 2 exons. Bases 1 to 237 code for a protein of 78 amino acids. The record is from RefSeq and is a predicted model, not a curated record.
AUGGAGUACAAGAAACUAGCAAAUACAGAUCCCACAAUCCCAUCAAAAGAGGACUUCAUCAAAGCUCUACAUACCGAACGUCGAGAAUAUAUCGAAAUUGCCAACGAUUUCCUCCAGUCGACUGAAAAGAUGAAAACGCUAGUCAAACAGCUCGAGAACAAUGUUUCAACCAUAGAAACCUUGAACCGACAGCAAUCUGCUGUCCUUGAUACCCUUUUCAGGGGUAAAAAGACUUGA